Saxophila tyrrhenica is the source of this 1101-nucleotide messenger RNA. RefSeq lists its product as uncharacterized. Gene Ontology annotation, molecular function: RNA binding. The coding region runs from base 1 to 1101 and encodes 366 amino acids. The transcript is spliced from 4 exons. The record is from RefSeq and is a predicted model, not a curated record. Gene Ontology annotation, biological process: tRNA modification. Lineage: Eukaryota; Fungi; Ascomycota; Dothideomycetes; Mycosphaerellales; Extremaceae.
AUGGGAACGAAGAGGCCAGCUGAAGACUCUGCGGGAGCGAGGGACAAGAAGCAAAGAACGAAGAAGCAAUGGAGAACUCCUCGCAACGGCGAAGCGAACAAGCAGGUGAUCCAGCCUGGCGAUAGCGGCAUCUGGGGCACGUGCAACAAAGGCAAAGAACGAGCGUGUGUUGGGGAACUCCGGGACCUCUUCGCAGAAUACGCUGAACUACUCUAUGGCGUUGGAGCGGCCGGCGAAGCCAACAACGACAUCAACGCCGAACCAUCAUCAUCCAGCAUCGAGAAUGAAAUCAACGCUGAAGUCGCUGAAAUGAAGCAUCCCGAAGCAGCGCCACUCUUCACACCAAUACGGAUAGACGUGCAAUGCGUGGUGUUCUUCAAGACCACGGCGCCGAUCGAGCCCGUCAGCUUCGUGAAGCGGAUCUGCGAGGACGCCAUGAAGAGGGCCAGCCGCAAACGCACGCGCUGGACGAAGCGACUUUCUCCGAUGACCUUGAUGGGGCGGGCGUCGCUGGAUGGGCUGGAAAAGGUCGCGCUUACAGUGCUCGAACCACAUUUUCACCAGACCCCGUUGGAGCCGCGGAAGUUUGCGAUUCGUCCGACCUUGCGGAAUCAUAACCUCAUCAAGCGAGACGGGAUCAUUAAGCUGGUGGCUCAGUGUGUGGGUUCGGGGCAUCAGGUGGAUCUGAAGAACUAUGAUUUGCUCAUAGUGGUUGAGGUGUUCCAGAAUAUAUGUGGAGUGAGUGUGGUUGACGACAGCUUCGAGCGCCUCAAGCGAUUCAAUCUCGCAGAGAUUUACGAUCCUACCCCAAUUACAGACAUUAAUGAGGGCAAAGCGCCAGUGUCAGCUGUGAAGGCUGAAGAGGGUACUAUGGAGGUCGAUGGGACGCCGGGCAGCCAUGCAUUGAUGCCGGCUUCAGCUUCCAAGCCAGAAGACGUCGCUCCGGAGCUCGAUCCUAUAGCGAGCAAGACUGCAUCAAUGGUUGAUGCAGCGCCCAGCGUUGAGACGCCAGCAUCGUCAUCAGCUCCCAAAGCUGAAGAGGUGGCCAUGGUGCUUGAUUCUGGCGCAGAGAGGACUGCAUCUAUGGCGGACACGCGAUAA